AUGCCAAGAUUCUUGCGACACAUGCAAACGAGUCGCUUCACAUGCUCGCCGGAAAUAUUUCGCCAAUUCGGAUAUCUGUACCUCGUACCUUCGACGUUCAACAUGGACGACCGAUUCAAAGCGCUCCUCGAGCUCCUGGGCGAGGAAAACCUGCCACCUUGCAUGCCAACACCUCCGCCUGAAGAGUCCCUGGACGAACCUGAGACUCUGUCGCAGACCGCUUCGGCGAGCAAUUCACCAAAUGCUUAUCCAGCUCCCCAAGCACUUCGCGCACCCCUGCGACCGAGAUGGAAGUUCUUGCUGAUCUGCUGCUCGUUCAGCGCGUCACCGCCACGAGUCGAUAUGUCGUUCGGACGAAACCAAAAUUCCAACGUCGCCUCUUUCUGGAGGAGGGCGAUCUGGACGACGUGCAUGAAGACGAAAUGGCAGAGGACACACGUUACAUUGAAGAUCUGGCCGCAUUCCCAGACGACUGGAUGGAAGAAUCAGGACGAGAGAAGCGACAAGGACAAUCGAUACGAAUUGACGGACGAGGAGAUUGAGCAUGUGGAGGAGAUCUGCGACGGGGAGUACGUGGAGCGCGGCUGGCUGGAGUCAGUCGACUAA
Pseudocercospora fijiensis CIRAD86 is the source of this 606-nucleotide messenger RNA. RefSeq lists its product as uncharacterized. Lineage: Eukaryota; Fungi; Ascomycota; Dothideomycetes; Mycosphaerellales; Mycosphaerellaceae. The coding region runs from base 1 to 606 and encodes 201 amino acids. The record is from RefSeq and is a predicted model, not a curated record. The transcript is spliced from 3 exons.